GGUGAGUGACAGCAGUGAGUGACCCGCCCUGACGACUGCUUAAGGGCUGAACGUCUCUCGUACACUCACUCUCACAUAAAUUAUAUGCCUGUUGGGAACGGAGGCGACGUGAUUGUGUAUCAGUUGCGGUGUCCGCCGCAGUACCUCCCACUCACGGUACUCAUUCAACCGAGAGGCUCACUGGUAACAUAGAAGAUGAUCAAGCGACUGCUGUACCUCAUUUUCCUUAUAUCAUUAUGGAUAAGUGGAAUAGCUUUCGAGACUGUGGUUGUAGGUGCCCUCUUGACUUUGUUUGUGAUGUACUUCAUGAUUCCACUAGUAUUUCACUAUUCUCCUGUUCUCCAGCGACAUAUAGUCUUCCUCAACUUUGUAAAUCUUCCCAAGAGAGUAGACUACAACACACCUGAGAGAGAAGACUUGCCUGGAACACGGAACUUCUAUUUAAAGACAGAAGAUAAUGUGAAAGUUGGAGUGUGGCACGUAUUACCAGGGUCCCUCAUUUCUUCAGUUCCUAAAGAGGAGACUGCUGAUCAUGUGGCUUGGUAUGAAAAAAGUUUAGGUGAUGAAAGACCAGUAAUUUUAUACCUACAUGGGAACACCUCAUCUCGUGCAACUGCACAUAGGAUUGAACUCUACAAAGUUCUGAGGAAGAUGGAUUAUCAUGUUGUGGCAUUUGAUUACAGAGGAUAUGCAGACUCCUCUCCAGUACAGCCAAAUGAGCUUGGUGUAGUCCAUGAUGCAAAAGUUGUGUAUCGAUACAUAAGAGAGAGAAUUGGCUCUUCACCUUUAUUUGUCUGGGGUCAUUCACUUGGAACUGGAGUGUCAACACAUGCUGUUGGAGAUUUAUGCCUAGAGGGUGACCAUCCUGCUGCGCUUGUUCUGGAGUCGCCCUUUAAUAACAUCAAAGAUGAAAUCAAGUUCCAUCCACUCUCAUCUUUUUUUCGCAAGAUGCCGAAGUUUGAGUGGUUGUUCUUGAAGCCUUUGGCAGCAUCAGGUAUCGACUUCUGUAGUGAUGCCCACAUUGCCCAUGUUCAGGCCCCAGUCCUGAUAUUACAUGCAGAGGAUGAUCUGGUUGUGCCCUAUGCAUUAGGACAGAAGCUCUAUGAGACAGCCCUGAAAGUGAGACCGAAGGGUGCUCCACCUGUGAAGUUUGUAGGCUUUGCCGCGAGUUGUGGAUAUUCUCAUAAAUAUAUAUACCAAGCUCCUGAACUGCCAGACAUUCUCAGGGAAUUCUUCCAUGAAGCUGGAGAGACCAAGAAUUAGAUUGUAGCAGAAGAGCCAAGCUAUCGCACAAGUAAACCAGAGGCUCUUCUGUUGGCGUCUCAGCAAAUGAAGCUGUUAGUCUGAAAAAAGAGGAUCCUACACUGAACAUUUAAGUUAACUCAGGAAAGUAGGAUUAAUAGAUGGGUAACAUUUCUUUGAAUUAAUUUAGUUUAUACAUUUAUAGUAGUAUUUGUAAUUUCCUAUUUUCUUUUACUUAUAAAUUUUCUAACUAUUCUCAGGUUUUACUUGAAUUACCAAGGUAAUUUUUUGGCAUAACUAUUUUCACAUUUCAAUAUCAUAUCCAGUACUGUAUUAUCAUGCCCGGUGCUGCUUCUGGUGUUACAGAUAACUUAUUAAGUCUUACCUACACAUAUGCUGAGAUGGAUAUCGACAGCAAUGUCUGCCGAGAUGUUGUAUCUUCACCUCUCUACAUGGGAAAUAACUAAUUUGAUAAGGUUCAUAGCAUUUAGCGUUAUGAAAAUAUUUGUUUUUUACUGAUACAGUUAAAUAUGUUAAAUAAUACAAUAGUAUUUCCCUUCAACGCUUCUUAGAGAAUAUGAGAUGUUCGCUUUACUCCAAACUAAAUGUUAUUUUAUCCAAAAUACAUUCAGGGGUAAUAUUACAGUAGUUUUAGUGUUACUAUAUGGACUAAGUAUUCAACACAUCAAAAUAUCAACUUUACUCUGCCUUAUUGCUUCAUAUUAUUUCUCCUUUUCAUAGAGUUCCAUCUAAGUUAGGCACCUCAUUAACCUAAUACAGUACUGUAGUCUUUAAUUGUCUACCCCAAAAAUAAAGAGGAGUUAUCUAGCAUAUGAUGCAUCCAUUACUCCCCACUAAUGAUUAGUUUCUUUAAAACCCUUGAAUGCUUCACAUUUAGUUACCGUAAUUGCCCACAUAUAAGACGCACCCCUAUUUUACAAGGAAAUUUUGUGGAUUUUUUUUUAGUUUGUUUUGUCAUACAAUUAUUGACAGUGAUUUUAAAGUGUUUUUUUAGGGGAAAACAUAUGAUUUUGUGCAUGUAAAUACAAUAUACAGUAAAGCAUCCGAUAACAACGGUUCGACCAACAACUUUUCAUAUUUAAGACCCAAGUUAAUUUAGGACCCAAUUCAAUUUACGUCCUUAUUUCAUUCGUAUUUACGACCAAAAUACAAUAAAAAUAAAAUUUAAUUAAAUUUUCAUAUAAAUAAUAACUAAAUCCCGAUAUGCAUUAUAAAAAAAAAUUUACUGUAAAAAAUAUGAAGAGCGCCGUGCGCAAAGAAGCUGCCCUGCUAAUGAGUGGUAAACAACAGUUGGCGGGCCUUUUGUUUUCACGCUUCUAGAACAGGGAGAAAACUUUGAAGUUUCUUAAAGCAUUUUUGCAUACCUAUUCAACGAGAGCAAGUGAUGGUAGUGUUGUUUCAAAAGCUAAUAAAAAGUGUAUAAGCUUAGCCGAGAAACUAGAUGUGUUAAUACGACAUGAAAAAGGUGAGAGGUCUGUGGCUAUUAUAUGGAGCAAGCAAUGAACUACUUGCCCUCCUUACAUCAAAGAAACAUUUUCCUCCAUUGCCUGAUAUUUAAUUUACAUAAGUUCAGGACUUUGCAAUAUUUAGCAUCAGGUAGAGCAAUGGUACACCCCUCAGAGUCAUCUUGACAGGAUCACAUGAACUUUUUCCAGUCAGAGAGAGCAGUUUUCUUUCCUCCUCAUUGUUUUGCUUAAUUAUCAGUGUUUGCUGGGCACGUCAUGAAGUAAGGUGACAACUUGUAGCGGGUUAUCAUAUGUACAGGAAUUCUAUGUACAGUAAGAGAAUUAGUGUUCCUGAAUUAGAAAGUUAAUCAUAGAUCUGUUAUUGUAUGUUGUCAUGAAUGCGUAGAAGAAUUAUUAACACACACGAGGUUAAAAACUAUUAUUUCGAGUGAUAAAACACCCCAAGUGAAGAUUUGAACAUCAACAAUUCCUAAAGACAUAGUAGUGGUGUUGUGCAGAUUGUAUGGGUUCACUUUAUUUGGUUGUACAGUAAUUGAAACAAAUAUUUGAUGAUAUUAAAAUUACUGUACAGUAUUAGCAUUGUGGUCAAGCACAGAUGGCUUCAUCCAUAAUUUUGUCUUAUUACUUUAUUUAUUUUUUUCAUCAUCACUGAAUUGUUUGGGAGACAAUACAAUAUUUGGCUUCAUCUCAGCAUACUCAUUAUAUCAAAGCAAAAUACCUCAGGUAGUCAUAGGUUUAACUUAUUUUUAUUGUAAGAGUAAUUUCAGUUUACUAUUAAUUUACAGCAAAAAUUAUUUUAGUUCCUUUUGUUAGGAUACUAUUGUAUUUACUCUUAUAAUGUACUGAUGCAAUUCCCUAAUGUGACGAAGAGUCAUAUAUGAUUAUUUUUUAGCUCUACAUAUCAAAGCAUAAUUUUUUCUGUCAUUAUCACACUACCAUGUAUAAUACUUGAUAUGCUUUGAAUCAUUUCCUUGCAUUUUUUAAUCUCUCUUAUAUCCAUGUCGAUACUGUACUCAUUUAAAGUGCUUAUAAGUA
This is a messenger RNA of Homarus americanus (American lobster), 3764 nucleotides long. RefSeq names its product lysophosphatidylserine lipase ABHD12-like. Gene Ontology annotation, cellular component: endoplasmic reticulum membrane. The record is from RefSeq and is a predicted model, not a curated record. The transcript is spliced from 12 exons. The coding region runs from base 196 to 1263 and encodes 355 amino acids. Gene Ontology annotation, biological process: monoacylglycerol catabolic process; phosphatidylserine catabolic process. NCBI's taxonomy places the organism in Eukaryota, Metazoa, Arthropoda, Malacostraca, Decapoda, Nephropidae. Gene Ontology annotation, molecular function: phosphatidylcholine lysophospholipase A1 activity; monoacylglycerol lipase activity.